UUUACACGCGGCAGACUCGUUUCCCGAACGAUUUCGAAUCGGCUCGUUAACCGGGUGAAAUAAUAUAUCGACGGACGACUGAGUGCCGGCCGUCCGAAGCAGCAGCACCACAAGGUAGUCGUUCGUCGUGUCUCUGAUCGUGUGCGUCGCAGUUGUCGUUGAAGUUCUUGUCUGUCCACGCGAGUGCGUCACGAACGGUCCACAGUUGUUUGUUUGACAUAAAUUUUUUAAUUUUACAUAAAAUCCAUUCGAUUCAAUGCAUUUGUGACUAGUGAUCAGAACAUGUGUUUGAUGUUUUAAUAGUUCCCCUGUUGAGUUUUACCGGAUUCGAAACGCAAAAUAAAACAUUUACAUACUGUCGUCUCAAUCACAUGGAUAAUACAUUGUUAAUAAGUUAACUUUUAUCUACUAGACUUACUGGUGUUAUUACGAUGUCUUGGAAGUCAAAAUCCUUACAUUUUCAUUACUUCGUUCAAUAUUAAUUAUAUUAUUGAAAAUAAUUGUAAAAUAAUCUCAUUAUGACGACUCUAAUAACAUUUGUAUUGUUAUGCAUGGCAUCCAGUCAUGUUUAUGGCAAUAUGCAACCGAUAGCAGUUACCAACGCAGCAUCCAUUCCAGGAGGACGUUGUGAAGAAAUUACAAUACCUAUGUGCCGAGGCAUUGGUUACAAUAUGACAGCUAUGCCAAACUCAUUAAAUCAUGAAUCUCAGGAGGAAGCUGGUAUGGAAGUGCAUCAGUUUUGGCCACUUGUAGAAAUAAAUUGUUCGGCUGAUUUAAAAUUUUUCUUAUGCUCUGUUUACACGCCAAUAUGUAUUGAAGAUUAUCAAAAACCACUGCAAGCAUGUCGAAGUGUUUGUGAACGAGCAAGAGAUGGCUGUUUGCCACUAAUGCAAAGUUAUGGAUUUGUAUGGCCCGAAAAAAUGCAGUGUGAUAAAUUACCUGUACACGGUGGUCCAGAACUAUGUAUGGCUCAAGACGUGUAUGAGCAGCAAGGUCCAACAAAACCUACCAAAAAACCAGCAGGAAAAUGUAAAUCUGGCAGUAAAGCAAAAGGAUGUGAAAAAUAUAUGUUCGAUGACGAUUGCGAGUGUAGGUGUAGACCACCAUUAGUGCCCGUUGAAAAAGACUCCCUGCGAAAUAAUAGAACUGGUAUUUCUGUCGUUGGUAUUGAUAACUGUGCUAUGCCAUGUAAAGGAGUAUUAUUUACUGAAGAUGAAAAGGAAUUUGCAUCAUCUUGGAUUUUCUUGUGGUCUAGUAUAUGUUGUGUGACUACUCUUAUGACUUUAACUACGUACACAAUUGAUCCACAAAGAUUCAAGUAUCCAGAAAAGCCAAUCGUUUUUUUGUCUGGUUGUUAUCUAAUGGUCAGUUUAGGAUUUUUGAUUCGUGUGUAUGUAGGCCAUGAAGCAGUAGCGUGUGAACCAAACGGUUCUAUCAAAUAUAAUGCAUCUGGACCAACACCGUGUACAUUAGUAUUCCUUCUUUUAUACUUUUUUGGCAUGGCUUCUUCAAUUUGGUGGGUCAUCUUGGCAUUCACAUGGUUCCUAGCGGCUGGUCUAAAGUGGGGCAACGAAGCGAUCGCGUCUUACUCACAAUACUUCCAUUUAGCUGCUUGGUUGAUCCCCACAGUCAAAUCACUAGGUGUGUUAGUCAUGUCAGCAGUUGAUGGAGAUACAUUCGCAGGAGUAUGCUAUGUGGGCAAUCAAAAUACUGAUAACCUAAAAAUGUUUGUAUUGGCUCCACUUAUAGUUUAUUUGGCAUUGGGAGUAUCUUUUCUUUUGGGUGGCUUUGUUUCACUAUUCCGCAUUCGAAAUGUAAUCAAACAACAAGUCGGUCGUAGUAAAGCAGACAAGUUGGAAAAACUAAUGAUUCGUAUUGGAGUGUUCAGCGUCUUAUACACUGUACCGGCAUCUGUAGUAAUUGGUUGCUACUACUAUGAGGCCAGAUACAUGUCAGAUCGAAUUGCUCACUUCGCUUGUCCAUGUGCUGACUCCGAUCCAGAUACUAAACCAGUGUAUACUAUGCUGAUGCUCAAAUAUUUUAUGACAUUAGUGAUGGGUGUCACGUCUGGAGUAUGGAUAUGGUCAGGUAAAACGGUGGGUUCGUGGAAAAGACUCUCGAGACGACUAUUUGGUGGCGGAAGUGGCCGAUCAAAUAAAGGUGGGCCAAAUCCAGUUCUAAUAAAUCCAGGCAAGCAAAGGAAACAAAUGCAGUAUAUGCCAGCACCGUCCAUCCCGGGUAGCACAUUGCCUUCAUCUCAUCAUUUGGCGCCAUCUUCCAGUUUACACCACCAUAUUAUUAAACAGGCGCCCCUUAGCCAUGUAUGACAUCAGUACGCUACUCCUGCCUUGAGCUACGAGCAACCAGACCCGUCCGAGGACAUGAGACCCUCUACUGCUGGGCUCAGUGAUUACGGACCUCUUUAAACGGGUUAGGCAGGAUGGCUUAUAGAAACAAUUGAUUGAUCUCUACGUAUUCGUCAUACAAUUUUCAAUACUAAACUGGUAGGAUGACUAUAUGUUAUAUUAAAAAUCUAAUAUAUUGAACAGUCUUGACAGUUUUAAUAUCUGUCAACAAACAUUAAUUUUGCAUUUAUAAUUGUACACAAAAAAUUUAAAAUACCAAUCACAUAAACUGUUCUUUUUUUAGUUCAACAAAUAAUAUUAAAGGAACACAUAGCGUUACGUUCGUUGGAUUAUUAGGUUUUUUUCUGGUGCUUUCCCCAAAAAAAUAAUUAUUAUUGUAAAUAAAAUUAGAUAUAAGACGCGUAUACUAGUCAUAGCAAUUAAGUUAUGAAUGUUUUUGUUAUGUUAGCAUGAAGAGACUCUUUAAUUUAAAAGUAAAACAGAAAUACAAAUAUACUUUUGAUUGUUGGAAAAUGAUUUUCAUUUUUAUAAUAACACUUUUUUUAUUGUAAACAUAUUAAUUAAAAAUUUUUAAUAAGCAAUUGUGCAAUAACUAUAUCAAUUUUAUUACAAAAAGCCAAUUUGUCUUAUUAACUUAUCAUUAUAUUUUAUUUUAGGACUUUUAGUCCUAACACUGCCUGAAAAUACUGUAUACGUAACCAUUAAGUGAUAAUAACAAUAUAUUUGUACAUUUUUUAUGUGUAUUAUUUCUGUAUAAAUUAAUUAUACUAUUUAUUAAAUUGUAAUAUAUAUUUAUUAUAUUAAUAUGACAGCGUAGAAAAUA
Molecule: messenger RNA, 3189 nt
Organism: Daktulosphaira vitifoliae (grape phylloxera)
Lineage: Eukaryota; Metazoa; Arthropoda; Insecta; Hemiptera; Phylloxeridae
Product: frizzled-2-like
Exons: 2
Coding region: 519-2327 (602 amino acids)
Biological process (GO): canonical Wnt signaling pathway; non-canonical Wnt signaling pathway
Cellular component (GO): plasma membrane
Molecular function (GO): Wnt-protein binding; Wnt receptor activity
Source: RefSeq, a predicted model, not a curated record